This is a messenger RNA of Magallana angulata, 3214 nucleotides long. RefSeq names its product patatin-like phospholipase domain-containing protein 2. Gene Ontology annotation, biological process: lipid homeostasis; triglyceride catabolic process. Gene Ontology annotation, molecular function: triacylglycerol lipase activity. The coding region runs from base 118 to 1941 and encodes 607 amino acids. Gene Ontology annotation, cellular component: membrane; cytoplasm; lipid droplet. Lineage: Eukaryota; Metazoa; Mollusca; Bivalvia; Ostreida; Ostreidae. The record is from RefSeq and is a predicted model, not a curated record. The transcript has 8 exons.
AUUUGGUGGUCACCUGAUCAAAACAAAAUACAGUCAACAUGGCUCAAACACGGACGUGGUUUUGUGUUUCUUGAUAAAACACCAGAAUGGAUUGCUGAGGACUUAGAGCGAUCUAUUAUGAAUUUUUCGUUUGCUGGAUGUGGAUUUUUGGGAAUAUACCAUGUUGGUGUGGCUAGUUGCCUAAAACAACAUGCACCACAACUGGUUGAAAACGCAACUUUCUUGGGAGCAAGUGCUGGGGCCCUAGUGUCGACAUGUUUAAUGUGUGGAAUUGACAUAGGUGAAUGUACCAGCUUUGUGCUACGACUUGCCACAAAAGCCCGCUCGAGAGCUCUGGGACCAUUGCACCCAAGCUUUGACAUCUCUAGAAUUCUGAGGGAUGUCCUAGACUCCAUAUUGCCGGACAAUGCCCACGAGAUUGUGAAGGGCCGCCUGUACGUAUCGUUGACUAGGGUCAGUGACAGACAACCAGUGCUAGUGUCGGAGUUCCAUUCCAAGGCCGACCUGAUUCAGGCUUUAUUGUGUAGCGCCCACGUUCCUCUGUACUCCGGGCUCAUACCUCCCUCUUUCCAUGGAACAAGAUACAUUGAUGGAGGCCUGAGUGACAAUCUGCCGAUCCUGAAUGAUGAAACCAUCACGGUGUCCCCGUUUGCCGGGGAGAGCGACAUUUGUCCGUCGGACAACUCGGCCAACUUUGAGCACAUCAUACUGGCCAACACUAGCAUGCAGCUGACCAGUAGGAAUCUCUACCGAAUCUCCAGGGCCCUGUUUCCUCCCCAUCCCUCCAUCCUCAGUGACAUGUGCACUGAGGGGUUCGAUGACUGCCUCAAGUUCCUGCAGAAAAACAACCUGAUCUCCUGCACUCGCCACCUGAGUGUCAAGUCUUCUAUACGUCCUGUCCACAGCUCGUGUCAACUCAGCGCCAUGGACAGGGAAUCCUGGGAGGGGGAGGAGGAGCCAAUCAUUGAAGAGGAGGAAGAGGAUCCCCACGGGGAAAACUGUCAGGAGUGUAAACAGAAGGUUCAGGGGGCCCUUACAGAUACACUUCCCCCAACAGUGGCUGAAGCUUUCCAAGUGGCGUGUGAUUCCAUGAACAAAGGUUUUCAGUCGUACAUUCACCGGCACCGUGCACUGCGUGUGGCGUCCAUCAUGGUGGCUCCAUGGUUCCUGCCUGCUGACAUCAUCUACAACUAUGGACUGAGAGUUUUGGAAUACUUGCCAUCAUUACCUAGAGACGUCCAACAAAUGUCUCAAGAAACCAUCAAUAUGCUGCGCCAUCUUAUUCAUCUGUUUCAACAUAACAAAAGAAAAUACACAGCUCGCUUUACCUGUCAGCUGGCUAUCACAGAGAUUAACUACGGUAAUCAACCAUUGCUACCCAACUCCCUGAUGAUGAGCCCUUAUCAACCGGAGCCAAUCAACCCAUCAGUCAGAAACCUCAACAUUGGAUUCGCUGUUGACUUUGAAACAGAAUCCAACGACCGCAGGUUGUCCAUUGGGCAUUGUGGGAGGCACUUAAACCAUAUGGAUAUAAGCCAUGUUGAAAUGCAUGCAGAAGGAAUGGGUAAAAACAUCCAUCUAAAUGCGACAGGUGAACAAGCCUCAAAUCAGUUGUUUGACACUUUUGAACAGUGCCUGCAUAUUUCCAACGAGAUGGAAUCGGUCAUGGCGUAUUAUUACAAGGAUGAACGCAAUAAAGAUUGCUACAGUGUGCAGGAAAUCUUUGAUAUAGACGAUGUAGACAUCAAACUCCCUAGUCCCACAGAUUUGACCCCUAAAACGAGGUUACCCCAUUCUGACUGGCACUCUUAUCUGGAGUCCAAGCCAGACAUUGAGAAUGAGGUAGAGGACAGGAUACAGGAAGUACUGGCUAUCCCAGAAUUUCAGAGCAGUGAUCAAAAGGAUGAUGCACUCUCCAAGCAAGAGAUCCAAGAAAGAUAACAAAUGGAGUAUAUUUAGGUCCUUUCUGAAUGAACUACUUAUUGACAUAUCUUUAUUAUGUGUAUAUUCCUUGCAUGUAGUUAUGUAGUUUUAGAACCUUCACAGCAACUUUGAUGAUUUUGCUCAUCAUAAGUAAGAGUUCAUUGGAGUUAUCAAGUUGUUGAGUGCUUAAUUAUCAAUAGUGCAAAUGUCUGUCAAAGUGAUCAAAGUUUUGUCCAUGAAAAGCAGCCAUUCCCAUAGAGCUUAGAUUAGAUUUUGUUCUAUGAUGUAUAUGCCAAUGGAUUUUGAGAAAAAUAUUGGGUUGCUAUUGUAGCUAUGAGUUGUAAAAAACAAACAAGUGCCAAAUUGUGUGUUUCAUUAUGUUCAUGUGUAUCUUUGUAAAGCAAGAAUGCCAUCAUUUGGUUUGUUGUCUUAACCUAUUUAUUCUUAUUAUACAUGUAUCUUAUUUCUUUUUAUCUUGUUUAUACACCUUCAGGAAUGCAGGUUUGUCUCUUGAAAACAUUUUUGAGUUGUCUUCCACAUGUUGUGAAAAGAUACUUUGGAAUAUUCAGGUUCUAUACAAUGCAAAUUUUUAUUUUAAUGUAACUUUUUAAAUAGAUUUUCUUUUUAUCCCUAUCCUCUUCUUCUAAUAUUCCAAGUUAUGGUGCUUACUAUACACAUGUAAUUCUUCGGUAAUUUUGUAUAACCUUACAACCUAGUAUUUUAACACAUAUUAUUUUACCAUGUACAUUUGUAUUUAUGUAAACAUGCAUAAGGCAUAAACUUCCAAUUUUCAGAAGUAUCUUUGUAUGAGUAGAUCCAGAAAAACUUUCAAGGGAGGGAAGGGGGGGGUUUCAAGUGAUAAUUGUGCUUGCCAUGGGGAUCUUGGGCCAAUUUUCAAUUAAAAAUUUAUGUGGAUUUAAAAACUUAAAAUUUUCCAGGUUUUGGGGGAUGGCUCUCUAGAUUUGCACAUGCUUUUUAGCAUUUGUGCAUGACUAUUCUUGGUCAAUUUCCAAUUAGUCUGCUGGCAGGUGUAUUUUUUGUAAUAUCUGUAAGUUUUGUUGGCAUAAUAAUGGCUGAAAACUUGUAGUUCACCUUCAUUGUUGUAAGAACUGUUAUUAGAGAUUGUCUGUGUUUUCAGAUACAGACUCGAUUAUCAAUUGUUGUUGUAUUUAAACCGUGGUGUUCUUGUAUUAUUGGACUGUGCGUGUCUGUGUUACUGAAACUGUUGACAAGGGCGUAGUUCUCUAUACUGAACUCAGACUGUUAUGAAAUAAAAUAUUUCACAAAAUAA